UGGUCAAUUAUUUUAUUAUAUCUCCAAGAACUGUGAAUCUCGAUAUUUUUAUAUGAUUUUCUGUUCAGUUCGUCGGACUUGACAACGCAUGGAGAAUCGGAACCUCUGGAUUAUGUGACAGAGCGCCACCUGCAACAAACUAUGUUUCAUUUUCCGAGUAGCGGGAGAGCAAAUUCUAGGCGUUCGAGAACUGUCUUGUCGUGGUCCGUCGCCCCGUUUCGAGAUCACAAACAUUCCGAUCAGGUUGCGGUGGUUUUUAGCUCAGCGGUUGCGGUGGAAUAUUUAUCUUGAUUACGAUUAAAUCACUCCGCUAAAUGAAAUAGCCUUCGAGCUGCUAGUUAUCAGAUUGAUAAACACACAACCAACAACGCCCAUGCGCAAUCGCGUCGCGACGUUUUAAUGAAAAUCUCUAUUUUUUAAAGAAAUGAAUACAAUUUCAUUCAGUUCUGAAAGAUACUAAUUGCAAGGAAAGUGCAGUCCCCAACUUAUUAAUAUUGAUAACUGGUCAUUUUAAUUAGUUUCAAUGUCAAUUUCGAUUAAUAAUGAUAAUAGGCCUACAUGCGAUUUAUACAGCUCACUUUCCAUCUUGAUUUAAUCCUCAUGGCGCUUCAGAGCAAAAUGAACAAUACGAUGGCGGGGAAUACUUUAAAAGCCAAUGGUUUAACAAUGAAUGAUAUCCUGCAUGCGCAAUGAAAUGAUUACCAACCCCAAUCACACAUAAACGAAUCAAUGCAUCUAAAUUGUGGAAAAAUAUCGAACAUGUUUGGAUUCUUUAACAUCACCCAAGUUGAAAUUAAAACAUGAAUAUGAAACACGAGAUAUGUGCAGCAUACAAUCUGACAGAAAUAUUAUUACUCCCGAAUUAGUGAGCCUGAAUUUGUCUGCACGAUUUAGUGGGGAGUUCAAGGUCGAGGAAUAGAUCAUGAUUAUGAGAAAUGUAUACAAAUAAUGGAACAAAAAUUUGCAUACAAAAAAGACCUAUAUGGUAGGGUCCAUGGUAUAAAUUACUUAUUACAAAAUAUCGUCUGCUGUGACAGCCCACUCAUUUUCGGCGUAUCCUUCCAACAUCUAGCGUGCUUAUUCGGAAAGAAGUUUUGAUUGGUCGAAAGUCUACCUCGCGAUCUCGCGUGAUUGGCUGACUAGAACGGCGGGGCGGGGCUUAUCCCUCCACCUGCGACUUUGAUCAGCUGUGUGUCGUUAACUACCUGUUACGUUUUCGUGUGUGACCUGUGCGAAGCCACCGCCAUAUACCACUGGUAGGCAGGCCAGUAGGCGGGCGGGCGUGCAUUGGUAGUGAUCCGUCACACGGGCUGUUAAAAACCACACUAAGCCUCGGGGGAUUCUGUCAGUCGUUCCUCGGUAACACAACACCAGAAAGAAGUGGCUAGGUCUCAGGUGUAUGCAUGUAUGCUGCUCUAUCCUCCUCUCCUCAAAGCCAGUACAACCUUAACCCAAAACCGCUUGGAAGACAGCGUGUGACAUCAUAACACAUACAACCACCGUCUGGGGUGGGAGUAUUCUGGUGAUAAUGAGGAGGGGUGUUGACAGUCGACAACUUCAUUCCAUCUUCUUAAGUUUUCUGGACUAGACACUAAUCCAUACUGCGGGAUCUAACUUUUUUAGACACAUACUUCGAUCUCUACUUGGACAGAGAUAAUGAGGAGAACGAUGUGAAACCUGUUACUUCAGUCUGUGGAGUUCAAACCGAUCGCAUCUCCCUUUUCAACUCGAGGAGGCGUGCCUCGAUGUUUAUCUUCUAGAGCUCUACACUUUAUCUAUGGAUUGAAGUUGGACAAUUCUUCUCAAGUCCUCUGUUGACUUACCCACUCAACGCCUCCUUUUCGAUAAUAUUUACUCAGAUUUGAAGUUUGGAACUGAGAACUAAUUGUUACUGUAGUUUCUUCAGUGUAAAGAUAUUUUGUGAAGUUUUUCUAACAUCGUUUGCAUAGUUUGACAGCGGUUUGUUUUGAUAUAGCUGUGACGAACUCUGGUUGCAUAUUGGGGCGCAAUGGCGGAAUCCGCCGACGGUUGCGGUACCUUCAACGAUGUCGAUGCCCUAGCAAUGGAAUAUAUCAGAAAUUUUGAUUUGAGUCUUUGGCAGCUGGGAGCUGCCCUGAAACGUGAACCCGAUAUGGAUUGCGACGGUGACCAGACGAUGUGUGAGGUGUUCACGCUCGCCCAAGCUCAGGGGCAGCUUCAACGGUGUUCGACGUACCCUGAGUUGGGCCCGGCCGAACAGGAGUUCAUCAUCCAGCACAGUCAGGCCCAUGGUCCGCGGAGUAUGAGCAGUAGCAGCAGUAUAAGCAGUACGAGUAGUGAUGACUGGAACACUAAACUACCAUCGUCCGGGUUGUGCUCGCCCGACAAUUACACGAACACCAUGGCUCCUAUGGUUGAGCUUGUCCAGCCACCUUGCCCGAGCACGACAGCAGCGAUUGCCAACACCACCAAUAUGUCCAACAACAUGUCGGGUGCUGUCAUGCCCAUCUCGCCUUGCCUCGCCAAUAGUGUGCCACCCAGUCCAGUAGAACUCAAGCCACUUGAAAUACACUGGGUACCCACGGACAACAAGAAACCAAAAACUCGAAAUAGGAAAGAAAAAACUGUGUUACCUAAACGAGAGGCGAUUAAAAUGCGAAUGGGCUCGAUCAACGAAAGCGACGACGAUGAAGACGACGAUAGCGAUGAUGAUGAUGAAGACAAUAGUGAUCGCGAUAGUACAAGUGGAAGUAGCAUUGGUGGGGAUGCCGACAUGUUGGAUAUACCUAAAGAAGACAUUUUUAACAUAUUCACCGACGAGGAGCUCGUCCACCUCAGCGUGAGGGAACUGAAUCGACGACUACGAGGCUACCGAAAAGACGACGUCGUACGGUUGAAACAGAAGCGACGCACGCUGAAGAAUCGUGGUUACGCGCAAAGUUGUCGAACGAAGCGUCUGAAGCAGCGACUUGAUCUGGAGAACGAGCAGUUGUAUCUGAGGACGGAGCUGUCGAGAUUGAAAAGCCAACUUUCCAUCGCCACCCAGGAGCGCGACCACUACCGCAGACAGCUCGAGAACUUCCGAGCCAGCAUGCAGGGAGCAGUGGUGCCGGAAAGUCCAGACUCUGCAGAGUUCUAUCUGUGAUCAGUUCAAUUUGCCAAUAUGUGUUUUGCACUGCUUUCUAUACUGUUUAUUGCAAAUUGAUGAGACCAUGCAUGGACAACAAAACGGUCAAAUUCAUCCAUAUUGCAGAGUUCUAUCUGCGAUCAGUUCAUUUUCCAAUAGGCCUGUGUCGUAUUUGUUUUGCAUUGUUGUUUUUUAAGUUAAAAAGACUUCACCACCAUGAUCAUUCAGAACGAUUUCUAAAAUUGGUGUCAAUGGAUGCACAUUAUAAUUAUGUUAGUACUUAUAUGUUAAAACUAUCAAAUCUAAUUUCAAUGUAAAAACUAUGUUCUAAUGUUGUGCCGAGUGGCUGCACCAUGUAUAAAUUUCUAAAUUGAAACCUGUAGGUUUUUCGACACCUGUUAAACAUAACAUGCGGAACCAUACUACCAUCUUCCACUUACAAUGGAGAGAAUGGUGGAGAAAAAUCCACAUUCCUCCUAAAUCACCUGUCCAUGUUUGGUAUUCUGAGUCUUGAAGAUCCCUCCGUGUUUUGUCAGAGGGCUCAGAGAGGUGGGAUUUUUCAAUAUCAAGUGUAAUCCACGCGACUUCAAUAUUGAACCAUCUCGAUAACAAUUCCCUGAUUGACUCAAUGUGUUUCACACGUGAAUUGUAUAUCGGGAUGUUAUCACUUUUCAAGACUUCAAGGAGGGUACCGAGGCGUACCUCGUAAACGAAACCUCCAGAUUCGGGAUUUUCCUUUUUGAAUACAUGUAUUUCAGUGAAGAGUGUAAGCUGUCUUUCCACCCUGCCUCUAACAGAAGUUUAAUAGGGGGGAAAAUAAUGAAAUAAUCUUUUUCAUACUGUCAUAAGCAUUAAUUGAUGUUUGUUUCAUUGGUAUUUGGUCGUUUUGUUUGAAGGAUUUUUUUUAAGACGAAGAUGUGGAGUUGUUUGUAUCUUGACAAGACAUUUUGAUCCAGCUAUUUUGUGAAUGAUUUCCUUCGAAUUUUGUUUGAGUGUUACCCAUGCUCCAUCUUCUUUCCAGUGCUUUUGUUUUAUCUUAUGUAUAUAGGGAGUUCAGUACGAUGAGUGUGAGGUCAUUCAUAGCUGGAUCAACAAAGUUCGAUUGUCAAUAUACAAACAAAACCUUGCAAAGCUAUACGCCAGAAAUAUCCGGAUUGCACCCGCCGCCCGUCCCUCUGUCACGGAGGAUGGGUACAAGGUUCAGCAUCAAAAUUUGGUUUAGAGCUUUAGUUUAACCCCUAAACUAAAUCAUUAACAAAACACGGAAGAAGUCACACGUUAUAAAAACGAGUUGUAAUGUUUUUUUUUAUUUUGGUGAAUGUUAAACUAAUGCAUUUGUAGAUAAAAAAAACUGCCUUUGAAAUUAUUGCUGACAAAAAAUUCACCCCCUCUAGACUAGAGGGAUUUGGUGACUGUGAAUGACAUUCCUAACACUUUUCAUUGUUAUCGUAAUCAUUACUAAAACAAGGUAGGUGUAGCAUUAAUAAGCCAUGAUUACUUGUGAUAUUGAACAAUAAAUAAUGAUUGCAAGGAUUACUAGGUCUAGUCAUUUUAUUUGAAUGAUUAGACCUAGUAAUACUUGUAAUCAUUCAAAAUUGUAUAUUUCAUUCCGAUGAAAACUUUGAAGUAAAAGAUUUGCGUUGGUUUUCUUUUUACGGAAUAUAUAUUGAAGAAAUUGGAGUCGUUUCGAAAUUGUGUGUAUCUAGCAAUUGAUUCAAUAUUGAUAUUUUUUUACUUGAUUUUUAUUCCAGAAUUGCAAGUAGAUUUUAGAUGUUGAUUUUGUGUUGCUUAAGUACUAGAUGUCGUACGGAUUAUAUACAUUUUCAUGAUUUUCUAAUUGAUGUCUUUAGGUUAGUGAAUUAUUUGUUUCAUGAAAUAGAGUUAUGCAUUAUGACAGAUUUUGUAAAGAUUUAUGAGAGAAAUUUAUGGCUAUUUCCGUUGUGGAAUUGAAGAAUUUUAAGGGAUUAUUUUGCAGUGAGGGAUACACAGCAAAAACUGUGGUGUUAACCGGUGUACAUAGAAGACCACACCAAUUAUUUCACAUCGGUGUUAAAU
This is a messenger RNA of Lytechinus variegatus (green sea urchin), 5161 nucleotides long. RefSeq lists its product as uncharacterized. Gene Ontology annotation, cellular component: nucleus. The transcript has a single exon. Bases 2009 to 3124 code for a protein of 371 amino acids. NCBI's taxonomy places the organism in Eukaryota, Metazoa, Echinodermata, Echinoidea, Temnopleuroida, Toxopneustidae. Gene Ontology annotation, biological process: regulation of transcription by RNA polymerase II. The record is from RefSeq and is a predicted model, not a curated record. Gene Ontology annotation, molecular function: RNA polymerase II cis-regulatory region sequence-specific DNA binding; DNA-binding transcription factor activity, RNA polymerase II-specific.